CAGUCAGCUAGACAGUCAGUCAGCCAGAAAGGAAAAUCACUGUUAUUUCGAUUAUUAAGACGUAAACUCUCUUUAUUAACGUCGUCAUUUCGUGCUGGCUUUGUGUUUCUAUUUGCACACUAACGCAAAUACUGUAAUCUGAUUGGCUGAGCUAUAGUACACUGUCAGCCAUAAGUGUGCAAUGUUUGGUGGUCAUCUUCAACAUGGCCACGUUUUCUCGUUUUUCUGAAGUUUUGGAACUCUUUCGGAGAAAUAUUUAGAACAAUUACUGGGCAUUUACCGUCACUUGACUUGAAAAGCUCGAAGCCGUUGAAAGACUGAUGAUCUCGCGUACACAACUGUAAGUUCCGAAUGACGCUUCCGUUCUGCACGAUCUUGCUAAAGCGUGAAUUUUAAUGCUUCUUGAUAUGAGGAGGAAUCUUUGAAAUCGAUAUCUGAAGGAAAUUGCAUUGUUUGCUCUCUAUUUCUGUGAGCUAAUAAUUGUUUCGGCUUUUGACCUUAUCAACUAUCAGCACAUAGAAAUCUCACGCUCAUGAUCUAAUUGUUAAAUAGAAGAAAAGCUUUCAGCGCGCUUCCUCGCAGAGUUUUUGCUAAUAGAAAACAGAUGCGCAAAAUUGAUUGCCAUUUGACUACCCAACAAAAUUGAGUCUUCACUAUUAUUGUCAAGGGCGUCACCUGUAUCCUUUGUUAAAUAGAAUUUCCGCGACCAAUGAAAUUACUUUUUUCCAAAAGUCCUUGAAAAAGCCUAUUUGUAAACAUGAGGAUGUGUUAAAUUGUUUUCCAAAGCAUCGAGUCUUGCCCUUCGCAUCUGAGCUGCUUUCUUUUUUGUCGCCAUGGAAAAACUCUCUGACGAGCAAAUUGAAGAAUACAAGGACGCCUUCUCGUUGUUUGACCGAGAUGAAAAUGGGAUCAUAACUACAAGGGAACUGGGUUCCAUAAUGCGUUCUCUAGGGUUCAACCCGACUGAGGAAGAACUGCAAACAAUGAUCAAUGAAGUUGAUUAUGACGGAAACGGCGUCAUCGAUUUCCCAGAGUUUGUUAAACUAAUGGAAGACCAGAAGAAACCAGAUGAACGAGAAGCCGACACAAUGCUAGCGUUCAGAAUUUUCGACGCCGAUAACAAGGGCUACAUCGAUUCAGCCGAGCUACGCUACAUUCUAUUAAAUAUGGACAAGAGAAUUCCAACGGAGGAAUUAAACGAACUGAUAGUGAUUGCAGACUUAGAAAGGGACAGAAAAAUAAGUUACCAAGGUGAGUUAUUGGUUUUCAACGCUCGCCGAUCAUUAGCUUUUUCUAAUUGCAGAAAUUACGGUCGCACGUUUAUGAGAGAUUUGUAUUGUCUAAUCUGCGUGGGUGGUGUGUCGAGGGUCGUGUGUCGUAGAUCGUAGGUCGUGCGUGAAGAUAAUGCAAGAUCUUACCAUAUAACUCCAAAUGGUCCAGAUUAUGAGGAGUGCAUUGGAGCAAUUUUCAAUUGAGGGUGGAACCAAUUCAGCUCCAUUCAAGUUUUACAUUUAGGCCCCGUUCACACUACGUGGGAGAAAUUUGAAACGGACGUUACACUCUGAAAACGCACCAAAUGUU
Messenger RNA from Orbicella faveolata, 1581 nucleotides. RefSeq names its product neo-calmodulin-like. The record is from RefSeq and is a predicted model, not a curated record. Gene Ontology annotation, molecular function: calcium ion binding. NCBI's taxonomy places the organism in Eukaryota, Metazoa, Cnidaria, Anthozoa, Scleractinia, Merulinidae. Gene Ontology annotation, cellular component: myosin II complex.